GCGUUCAGUGCCGUGGUUAAUUUGGGAAAAUUAAGCUAGUUAGCUAACGGGUCAACCUGCGCUCAUACUCUAAACGGGAGUUUCAUUUAAAAUAGAGCUCCCCAGAUUGUAGAACACUUUAGCAGGAUUUUAAUAAAAAGCGAGACCUCCCCUAAACGUGGACAACGACCUUCCCGGGGGAUAUUAGCUAUUUAGCACUGUUAUAAUAUCGUCCCGGAUUAGCUAACGUUAGCUGGCUGGCUAACAAGCUAAAAACAACAACUAGGCACCGGAGCUGUCGGUAACCCAGACAUUAGGAAAUAUGGCCGAGUUCAGCGGCAUGAUUGAAGUCACUGUGAAGACUCUGGACUCCCAGAGCAGGAGCUACAAAGUCAGAGGCGAGCUAACAGUGAAGCAGUUGAAGGAGCACAUAGCGUCAUCAGUGGAGAUCCCAGUAGACAAGCAGAGGCUCAUCUACCAGGGCAGGGUGCUGCAGGACGACACAACGCUGACUCAAUACAAUGUGGAUGGGAAGGUAAUCCACCUGGUGGAGCGUGCCCCACCUCAGGCCACCAUGCCUGGUGGUGGGGGUGCGGGUGUUUCCACCGGGGAGGCAGAGGACAGAAGCAGCAGCAGCCAUGCCUCGACCUCCUCCCAGGGUGGACCACAUGACCGCAACAGCUACGUGAUGCUGGGGACCUUCAACCUUCCCGUCAACAUCAUGGACCCUCAGCAGAUACAGAUGUCUGUUCAGCAGAUGAUGGCUGGAGUCGGUGAAGCUGGAAGGAAUGCCAGGGUCAGCACCAGCUCCGGGAGCAACGGGUCGGUGGACAUGCAGAUCAACGUGGAGCAGUCGGUGCAGAGUGAGCCCAGGAUGAGGCUGCAGCUGGCGGAGAACCUGCUCAGAGACGCUUGCUCUCUGGUCCACAGGCUGGAGGGAGUGUCCAGUGACAGCAGUUCCCACUCGCAGCCAGAGGUGCCUCAGUCCUCUUCCUCCCCACCGCCAUCUUCCUCCUCUGCUAGAGGGGUGGUAGCAUCAGAGCUCAUGGACACCAGCUCUCCCCCUGCUCCGUCAUCCUCCACCUCCACCCAGACCGAGGGGCCCGCCAACACUGGGCCCAAUCAUCCAAGUCCAGCAGAGUUUGUGGAGGUUCUGUCUGGAGUCAGGAGGGUGGAGGAGAGGUUACGGCCCUUCAUAGAGAGGUCCCACUCAAUUCUCAUAGCAGCCACCUCAGCAGACUACAACAACAAUACCCAGGAAAGAGAAGAGGAUCAGCGCAUUCUCAACCUGGUCGCAGAUGCUCUGCGUAUCCUUGGCAACAGCUUAGUUGUCCUCGGUGAGCUGCGCUGUAACCUGUCAACCUCUCCUCCACGUCACCUGUCUGUGACUCGUCUGAUGGCCCACUACACCCAGCCAGUCCUGCUCCAGGCUGCUCUGCCACACAUGCCCAUUCCAAUAAACUUAGGGACAACAGUGACCAUGACUUCUAACGGGAGACAGGCAGCAGAAGGACAUGAGUCGUCAGAUCAGCAGGCUACAGGCCAGGCUCCUCCUCUUCAGUCACAUGGGACCAGUCAUCACCAAGGACAGGGAGGACCCCGAGUCAUCCGGAUCACCCACCAGACCAUGGAGCCUGUCGUCAUGAUGCAGAUGAACAUUGAUGGAGCUGCUGGGUCUCAGGUGCCAGGACAGCCAAAUAACACAGGGACUGGACAGCCUGGACUGCCCCCUGAGUUCAUGCAGGCCAUUGUGCAGCAGAUCUCCCAGCAAGCUGCUGCCAUGGCCGCUGCAGCUUCAGCAGGCCACCCAGCACAACCCCCCCACCCUGCUCAGGGGGCAAGGGUUGUCAUCACCAGACCCUCCUUCUCCCCCAGCAUGCCUCAGUCUGUGGGAACCAGGGGAACCACCAUCAACCUGAGGGCCACAGUCCCCACAGCUGCUCAGCAGCCAGGACAGGGCACAGCCCCCUCCUCUCUCACCCAGAUGAUCAGCGGUCUGGUCGGACAGCUCCUGAUGCCGGGCCAGCCAGGUGAUCCAAUGCCUGCUUCUUUUUUGACCAGCUCUCAGUCCUCCUCCUCUACCUCCUCCUCGUCUGAUUCCUCCACCCUGUCUCCUCCUCCUCCCUCCACCCACACCACCCGUACAACCUCCGUAGGCCAGCCAGCAGAGGGAAGUCCUGAGGGUAAUCUGGCCCAGUUCCUGGGCUCUCUACUGGGAGGAGCAGAGGGACCAGCUCCCUCCAUCACUGUGACACUGCCGGGGGUGCCCGGCUUCUUCCAGGGCAUGUCAGACUUCACACCGCCCCCUGCCAGUGGUCCUGGUGCCCCAAUCCCCCCUCAGUCCACCGCUACUGCCCCACCCCAGGCCGGCAGCGGUGCAGGCGGAGACUCCUUGAGCCCGGAGCUGUUCACCGGCAUUGUGCAGGGAGUGCUGUCCACCAUGAUGAGCUCUCUGGGGGCACAGCAGGGCAGUGGAGAAAGCAUCGCCCAGUUCAUCCAGAGACUGUCCCAGAGCAGCAACCUGUUCACUCCUGGCUCCGGGGAUGCUGUGGCAGGAUUCUUUGGCGAGCUGCUGUCCCUGCUGUGUCGGAGUCUCUCUAUGGUGGACAUGGUGCUGCUGCUUCAUGGGAACGCCCAGCCUCUGAGCCACAUUCAGCCCCAGCUCACUGAUUUCUUCACCGAACACUACCUGCAGGGCAGAGAGCCCACUGAUGCCAACAUAGCUACAGCAGCUGAGGAGCUAAUCGACGGCCUGGAGGAGUACAUCGCUGAGAGCUUUGCCACAGUGACAGUGCAAGAGGGAGUGGAUAUCAUUCAGACCAACCUAUCCUUCCUCAGACAGCAGCUCACACAGAUUGCCUCACAUAUUCUGCACCACAAUGAUCACACCUUUGGCCCCCGUCUGCUGUUGCUGUGCACUCAGGGCCUGUUUGAGUGUCUGGCUCUGAACCUGUACUGCCUCGGAGGAGAACAGAGAUCUCUGACUGCAGUCAUCAACCACCGCAUUAGGAGGAUGUCUGCAGAAGUCAAUCCCAGUCUGGUCAACUGGCUUACCAGUAUGAUGUCUAUGAGGCUGCAUGUCAUAUUAGAGCACAACCCAGUUACUGAGGACCAAAUCCAGCACUACAUCAUCUAUACACAGGUGGAGGAAGGUUUGUCUCCAGCUCCAGGCACCACAGCAGAGGACGCCACGGCUUCAUCAGGAGACAGAGGAGAGAGGGAAGCGUCUCCCAGAGGGAACACUGCCUCAUCAGGGGAUUCUCAGCGUCCUGAUGGGGCCCCGACAGGAUGGGAGCGGGCAACCCCUGAGCUGGAGCCAUGGGCAGCAGCUGUUCCACCUGAAUGGGUUCCCAUCAUCAGACACGACAUGCUGUCUCAGAGGAAGAUCAGAAGCCAGCCACCGCUGUCUGACGGCUACCUGCACGGGAUGCCCGCCAAGAGGAGGAAGACAACCCAGUGUGAAGGACCACACCUGUCCCUGUCUGACGCAGUGAGUCGAGCUGCCCGCACUGCAGGAGCCCUGCCCGUCACUGCCCCAAACUGCCUGCAGGGGGAGCUGGAGAGGCUGCAGGAAGCAUACACCAAACAGGUAAAGAGGGACAUCAAAGAGCGAGUGAGAGACGAUCCGGACUACAGCGCCCAGCGGUUCCCCAACACACAGCAAGCUUUCUCUAUAGAAGACUCGUAGUCCUCCCCAGCCCAGCAGCUGCACACACACUACAUAUUGUAUGUGCAGCAUGGAACUCUUCCAGAGUGUGACAUCAGCUGCUAGAGUUUUAGAAUGGACAAACCUGCAGACUUGGUUUAAGAGCUACUUGAGUCACCUGUUGCUAAAACAUUCCCUUUGCUCUCUGAGAGACUAAUGAUGGAACCAGUUAGUGAGGAGUCUUAGUACUAAACACUGACUAGAAGACCAGAUGGGACAGGAGGACUGGGCCACAGGAAAACAUAUCUCAAAUCAUCUCAGAACUAAUCCUCUUCUGUAAAACAGUCCGGGCAUUAUAGAAGACGAGAAACAAAGUCACAAUAUUUCAAGAAUGAAGUCUUAAAUAAUAGAACACACUAAUUGUCUGUCCUAGUCAACAGUGACACCGUCAAAACUUGAGUCUUUUGCAAGGAAAAAUAGCUAUUACAUAUUAUAUGGGCCGUCAGAAAAUGUGAACACAUGCAAUGUAAUCUACCAUACAACUAAUGAAAUUUGGUGUUCUUUGCAACCUUAUUUGUGAAAUAUUAUGACUAUAUUCUCAUAUGAUGUUUUCUUAUAAAAAUGACUUUAUUCUCAUUUCAACAUGAGCUUUUUCUCCAAAUAUUCAGACAUUGAUUCAGACAUUGUUGCCUAACAGUGGUCCUUAUACUCCGUCAUACUGAGCACUAGUAUCCUGUGCUACAACUGUAGUUGUAUUAUAUAGACAAGGCCAAACUGGAAAUGAGUUGUACAUAGUAAAGGGCAGUGAUGUCAUAGAGCUUUGACCGUGUCAAUCAUGUACCGUAAGUAGUGGGGCUCGCCAUUGCAUCAGAUUUUUAUUUUUUUAGCAUCUUGUCUCUAGAUAUUCUAAAGUUCUAACAGGAUGCAGAUCUAAUUUAUGCUGUUUUAGUUGUCUUUACAAUUUGUUACUGUGUUCUUCUGGGUGAGAUGAUUCCAUAUGACCCAGAGAUACUAAUGAGGACAGCAACGUCAACUCUGUGAACUCUCCUGCUGAGGAAAUUCUGGGUUUCUCCUCAAAUACUGAGCAGUUUCUCCUCCUGCAUCAUCGAGAUUAAUAAAUCCUAUCACAACAGCGUCCUUGUGAUAUGAUUUAUUAAUUGAUAUUACGAUACAAUGAUUAGUUGAUGUGUGUAUGUUAGGGCAUUAUCUCCACUGUUAGAUUCUUCCACUGCAGUAUAAUAAUGUGCCACCGUGGUGACGGUAGACGUGUGAUGUUAGUCUGAAGCACAACGGCACUCAGUAGAGCUUUGUCAAACUCAGCGGUUACUCUGUACUUGUUAACAUCGCUGAAAUAAAUGAACCUCUAAAUAAA
Molecule: messenger RNA, 4997 nt
Organism: Perca fluviatilis (European perch)
Lineage: Eukaryota; Metazoa; Chordata; Actinopteri; Perciformes; Percidae
Gene: bag6l
Product: BCL2 associated athanogene 6, like
Exons: 24
Coding region: 302-3667 (1121 amino acids)
Cellular component (GO): BAT3 complex
Molecular function (GO): polyubiquitin modification-dependent protein binding; misfolded protein binding
Source: RefSeq, a predicted model, not a curated record